CCCACCCGAGGGACCAUGUCGCGCCUCAGCUGGGGUUACGGCGAACACAACGGUCCUAUUCAUUGGAAUAAAUUUUUCCCUAUUGCUGACGGGGAUCAGCAAUCUCCGAUUGAGAUUAAAACCAAAGAAGUGAAAUAUGACUCUUCCCUGCGACCUCUUAGUAUCAAGUAUGAUGCAAACUCAGCCAAAAUCAUCAGUAAUAGUGGCCAUUCCUUCAGCGUUGACUUUGAUGACACAGAGGACAAAUCAGUAUCACUGUGGACUCAUGGAUAUUUUGGGGAGUGGAAGUUACAAUCUAUUACUAUUAUUAUUCUUUUUGAUGGCCAAGUUGUCCCAAAUUUGACAGUGGACCUCCUACAUGCUACAUCCUCUCUCCAUGUUGUUCAUUGGAAUUCAGACAAAUACCCCAGCUUUGUUGAGGCAGCUCAUGAGCCAGAUGGACUAGCUGUCUUGGGAGUAUUUUUACAGAUUGGUGAACAUAAUUCUCAGCUGCAAAAGAUUACUGACAUUUUGGAUUCUAUUAAAGAAAAGGGUAAACAAACGCGAUUCACAAAUUUUGACCCAUUAUCUCUGCUUCCUCCGUCCUGGGACUACUGGACAUAUCCUGGUUCCCUUACAGUCCCGCCUCUUCUUGAGAGUGUCACAUGGAUCGUUUUAAAACAACCUAUAAAUAUCAGCUCUCAACAGUUGGCCACAUUCCGCACUCUCCUCUGCACGGCGGAGGGCGAAGCAGCGGCUUUUUUGUUGAGCAAUCACCGCCCGCCACAGCCUCUGAAGGGCCGAAAAGUGAGAGCCUCUUUCCGUUAA
Messenger RNA from Leptonychotes weddellii (Weddell seal), 807 nucleotides. The record is from RefSeq and is a predicted model, not a curated record. NCBI's taxonomy places the organism in Eukaryota, Metazoa, Chordata, Mammalia, Carnivora, Phocidae.